Messenger RNA from Emiliania huxleyi CCMP1516, 3428 nucleotides. RefSeq lists its product as hypothetical. Bases 21 to 3428 code for a protein of 1135 amino acids. The record is from RefSeq and is a predicted model, not a curated record. The transcript has 10 exons. NCBI's taxonomy places the organism in Eukaryota, Haptophyta, Isochrysidales, Noelaerhabdaceae.
AGGAACUCAUUCGACCGCCUAUGUUCGACAAGCUCAAACUCGAGUUCGUGCCGGCCGCCGGUAGCCGGCUCGUUAUCAAGCUCUCUCCUCCGCCGCCGCCGCAUGCCGACAAGCAGGCGUCGCUGGCGGGCAACACGACCUUCAACGCUGCCGGAGGCGAGGCCGCCGGCAUCCAGUCCAAGGGCGAGCCCGCUUCGCUCAAGGACGGCAUCCAGUCCAAGGGCGAGCUCGCUUCGCUCGACUCCUGCGCCGAGGCCUCGCGGCGCCUCACGUUCGUCGACGAUCUGCCACCUCUGUCGCCGCUCUCGUCCGUCAUCGACUCUGCCGGAGGCAAAGCCGACGGCAUCUCGCCCGAGAGCGAGCCCGCGUCGCUUAAUGACGUCGUCGUGAAGGAGGACGACGUCAAGACCGCGCCCAAGCCCGCAGUGAACACGGCCAAGCCCGACGGCGAUGUGGACGAGAUCUACUUGUCGUUGCCACCUUCGCACCUCGGGGCCGAGGCGUUCGGCAUCAAGUCCACCGCCGCCGAGGAGUUCGCCGCCAAGUCCGCCGCCGCCGAGGAGGACGCCGAGUCGGCCACCGAGGAGGCGACCGCCGAGGAGGCCGCCACCGAGAACGCGACCACCGAGGAGGCCGCCGCUAACGGCUCCGGACCGGCCUACGUGGUCGGCGUCGAGGCCGAAGUCCGCCGGCUGGGCGAGGGCGUCGUCUACCAGGCUACGCCCGCCGACGGCAAGAAGUCGCCGUCGCCGGGAGCCCCCACCUCCGGCGGCAUUGCGCCCGUGGCGCCCAAGCCCCUUGGCGCGGGCGCGGACGCGGGGCAGGCCGACGCCGCAUCACGCGAGUACUAUCUCGCCGUGUGCGACAAGGCGAUGGCCGCGAUCUUGCUCACCAAGAUACAGCGGGCGAAGCUGGACGCCGAGCGGUCGGGGUGCGGGUGCAAGUGCCGGCGCAAGGCCAUGCGCUGCCGCAACAACCCCAAGUUUGGCAAGGCAAAGGGCAGGCGCAAGUCUGGCAAGGCAAAGGGCAGGCGCAAGUCUGGCAAGGCAAAGGGCCGCGGCCGCGGCUCGCACCGGCGACCGAAGACCACCCCGACGGCGGUGGCCUCGGCCUUCUCGUCUGCCGUCGCCUCGGCAGCCUCCGUCGCCUCGGCGGCGUCCUCUACCAUCUCAUCCGGCGUCGCCUCGGCGGCGUCCUGGGCGUUCUCGCCCGCCGUCGCCUCGACGGCGUCCUCGCUCGUGAGCUGCUCGCCGCUUCUCAUGCCCGCCCUCGUGCUCAUCCUCCUCGCCAUCGCUUGCGUCGCCUCCUGGCCGACCGCGGCGAGCGGAAAGGGGGCAACCUGCCUCGCCGCCGCCACGGCGUGCCUCACCGGCGCGGCGGCGGCGCCUGUCGGUUUCUUCGCGAGCGUUCUGCACGUCCCGGGAGCGGUCGCGCUGCCUGAAGACCUUUUGGCGGCCUCGGCCUUCUCGUCUGCCGUCGCCUCGACCGUCUCGCUCGUGAGCAGCUGGUCGCUUCUCGUACCAGCCCUCGUGUUUCUCGUCGCCAUCGCCUGUGGCGCCGGGUUGCUCGCGGCGAGCGGCAAAGUGCCGCGGGCUCGCGACGCGGCUACUUCGUCCGCCGCCUUCCGCCUCGCCGCCGUCAUGGCGUGCCUCCCCUGCGUGGCGGCGGCGCCCACUGGCCUCUCCUCGUCGAGCGCCCUCUCGUGGCUCGAGUUUGUGCUGCCGUCAGACGUCGUAUUGCGCGUAUCGGCGCCCCUCACGGAGUACGGGACGGAGAACCGGGCCCAGCUGGCCCAACAGGACCGCAUGGCCCGUCGGGACCAGCAGAACUGGAUCGAGACCGACGUGGACUGCGGAGGUGGCUGUAAGCCCUGCCAGGACUUUAUGCGUUGUGCAGUGAACACCGACUGCGCGUCCCUCUACUGCAAGUUUUGGACCGUCUGGAGCGGCGGCGCGCCAGGCAUUUGCCAAGCCAACAAAAGUGAGAGCCCGACCAGGCCACCAUGGGACUAUGACAACAAGGGCUCAUUAGUUGCCACCCUCCCGCCAGAUUACCACUUCGAGCAGCACCACUCCAACUGCGCCAACAUGCAUGGCCGCUGGCUAUGGUGGAACGGCGACACGAGCCUGCCGGACUCGUACUGGCUCGGCUGCCACCUGCUCGGGGCACGGUUGGCACGCACGCUUGCAAACAACGUAUUUCCCGCUGACGUUUCGUCUCAGAUGACUGCCGCCGCCGGCACCGUUAUCGAUCCGGAGAAAGAUGCGCAAAUGGUCAGGGACGGGUGCUACACGCUGCACAGGUAUCCACGAGGAACGACCGUUUCUACAACGCAGAGCUGGGCGUCGUCGUCCGAAUACUCGUCAGCCGUGAGCCAGUCGUCCGGUAUCUCCGCCGGUGUGGAGGGCACGUAUCAGAAGGUGAGUGCGUCGGCUGGCACAGACAACUCGUACGGCUCGUCCUCGUCGUCCAAGCGGGAGACCAACAAUGUCGGCGCGGUGAUAAGCCGGAUUAUUAAGAUUGCGGUGCUGGAGAACACCUGCCUGCAGUCGGGUCCGGACGCUGCCGAGAGCUACAUCCAUGACCAUUUCCGGAACUUGGUCACAGACGUUGUCACCGCUUACCGGGACCAAUCAGACUGCAACACCGAACAGAAGUGCACCAAUACCAAACAGGCGUGGGGUGACAACGUCACGCUUCGAGCACAAGUAGGCCGAUUGGUUGGCUUCGGCGCGAUGCUGCCGGUCACGUGGGACUAUUCGUACUUUGCUAUGUACAGCAUGAGGGCCUCAUUCACGUCCGACUCUGAUAUGACGACCGCGGAAGCGAGCACAGCCAUUAGAGCCUCCAUCAGCAUUCCCUUGGUCUUCAGUGCAAGUUCGAACUACAAGAAGGAAUCGAAGUCAGCGUUUGCAGGAAGUCGACAAGACCGGACGUUGCAGAUCGCGGAGCAGAGAAUGGGCCCUGACGCCUGGACAAAGUGCGAGAUUGGCAACUUUCGCGAAUGGGGAGGCCAAACGCCGAUGGUGGGCCGGCCGGGCGUGGUCGACGUCUUGUCCCUCUUGGACUUCAGCGGUCUUGAUAGCGGCGUGCGCAAAGCUGGAAUGUUCUCCAAGGCGAUACUCAAGAACAUGGUCUAUCAGUACUACUCGGACCGCGGCGGUUGGUUCGCUCCUCUCAAGCUUACGGAGAAGACGAAGGACAGGACAAGGAUGAACGAAAUCUCGGGCAAGCUCGACGACGCAUUGUCUCCCAGCUCUGACUUCGAAACGUUACGGUACGAAACGUACCGGUCCAACGGCCAUUCAAUUCAGUUCCUUGCGUGCGACAAUCCCAUGAACCUGACUCAGGUUGCUUCCGAAGGAAUGGCCGGUACGGAGAUGAGCAUCGAGGCAACCACCCUAGUUCGGUGCGAGUUUGCGGUUUGA